Molecule: messenger RNA, 2908 nt
Organism: Menidia menidia (Atlantic silverside)
Lineage: Eukaryota; Metazoa; Chordata; Actinopteri; Atheriniformes; Atherinopsidae
Source: the annotation of a GenBank genome assembly
GGCCUUCAGUUGUCGGGGAGAUAACUCACAAGAGAAGAAGCAGAAAAGAUUCUAUCUGGAGGAUCAAGAAAAACGGGCCAAAUAUCGAACUGAGGUGGAUAGUUGCAGAAGCCAAACAAGGGCAGCGCAGCACAAGAGCCAUGUGGGAGGAGGGUGAAUGGGAUUUGCUAUUUGCACGCAUCAAGUCCAAACACUUUUUCUGCUGACAUACACUGAACUUUCUCAAGCCUUCCACUGGAGCUUUUCCUCAGGGGCAGCCCCUGCUAUGAACCCCAGCUCUAUUUGCUUCAGCAGGCAGUCCGACUUCAGUGCCAGGCACUGUGUGGGCAUCCCACAAGUCUGGGUUCUGCCCACACAGAACUCACAGACUUCCCCAGAAAAAAGAGAAUGAAACACUCCUGAAUCACUUUUUUUUUGUGUGUGUGUGGUGGCUCUCCUAUCUAGUGUUAAACUGAUCUGUUGUGAAGUUUGGUCUGCCUAUUCCCCCCAGCCUGCUCGGACUCACAAAAACCCACUCGAACUCGUCCACCGGGCCCUGUUCACCCACCACUUCAUUUCUAAUUUGCUCUCCCAUCAAGCAGCAGCACGAGUUCCUUUGUGCUAACCACGUGGUGGAGGACCAUGGGAUGCCGUCAGAGCUCGGAGGAGAAGGAGGCAGCGCGGCGCUCGCGGCGGAUCGACCGCCACUUGCGCUCGGAGAGCCAGCGGCAGCGGCGUGAGAUCAAGUUGCUGUUGCUGGGCACCAGCAACUCCGGCAAGAGCACCAUUGUCAAGCAGAUGAAAAUCAUCCACAGCGGAGGCUUCAACCUGGAGGCCUGCAAGGAGUACAAGCCCCUCAUCCUGUACAACGCCAUCGACUCCCUCACCCGCAUCAUCCGCGCCCUCACCACCCUGAAGAUCGAUUUCCACGAUCCCGACCGCGCCUACGACGCCGUGCAGCUCUUCGCUCUCACGGGGCCGGCUGAGAGCAAAGGGGAGAUCACUGCCGAGCUCCAGGGGGUAAUGAAGCGCCUGUGGGCCGACUCAGGGGUUCAGGAGUGCUUUCAACGAUCCAAUGAAUACCACUUAGAGGAUAACACUGCCUACUACCUGAACGAUCUGGAUCGCAUCUCUGCCGCCGAGUACAUCCCCACGGUGGAGGACAUCUUACGCUCCCGCGACAUGACCACGGGCAUCGUGGAGAACAAGUUCACCUUCAAGGAGCUCACCUUCAAGAUGGUGGAUGUGGGGGGGCAACGUUCGGAGAGAAAGAAGUGGAUUCACUGUUUCGAGGGCGUGACUGCAAUCAUUUUCUGUGUUGAGUUAAGUGGCUAUGACCUGAAACUCUACGAGGACAACCAGACGAGCCGUAUGGCCGAGAGCUUGCGUCUGUUCGACUCCAUCUGCAACAACAACUGGUUCACCAACACGUCACUCAUCCUCUUCCUCAACAAGAAGGACUUGCUGGCGGAGAAGAUAAAACGCAUUCCUCUGACAGUGUGCUUCCCCGACUACAAAGGUCAAAACACCUACGAGGAGGCGGCUGUCUAUGUGCAGCGGCAGUUUGAGGACCUCAACCGCAACAAAGAGACCAAGGAGAUCUAUUCGCACUUCACGUGUGCCACCGACACCAGCAACAUCCAGUUUGUGUUCGACGCCGUCACGGACGUGAUCAUCCAGAACAAUCUGAAGUACAUUGGGCUGUGCUAGGACCCGAUGCUCAAGCCGGUGGUGGGGGUGUUUGGGUGGGGUGGGGUGCAGCUUGCAGCUUGGCAGCAGUAGGCCCACCGUCAGGCCGGAUAAGCAAAGGCAUUUCACUCUGCCUGACGGUGUAUCUCUUCCAAGAGGUGCAACUGGCAAAGAGAGAGGUAGUAAGAUCGGAUGUGUGGACGAUACUGUAGAUUCAACCGAAACAACAGAGCCAAAUGGGCCGUGGUCAAGAUGGGAUUUUUACCCUAUGUGUUUGCACUGAAUAUGAGUAUGCAGAGACACCCAAACACAGACAUAAAACACAAACAUACUGAUCAACACACAUCCUCAUGGUUUGCUCACACACACGAUCUUCAGAUCAACUGUCGAACUCUUGUUUGACAAGGUGACACUGGAAAUUUUAGACAACUAGCCCCAACCUGCCAGUCGAACUGGAGACUGAGUAGAUGGCAUGUACUGGCAGUUUUUCUUUACUCGUCUCCUUUCUAUUAUUUGCCUGAGUCAAUUAAUGCUGCUUUACAGAAAAUCAUUUGGACAGAAUCAAUGCUCUCUUUUGGAUCUUCACCCAAACAAUAGUAAACUUUGAGUGCACCUGAUGAAAUGUAGAGAGAGCCUCUGAUUCUGGGGAAAACAAACUAAGUCAGUAGAUAUGAUGUCACAGGGUUUUUUGCCUACAAGAGGAAACUGCCACUGUUUAAAGUUGAGGUGAAAUAUGUUUUUUUUACACACUAUUUCUGUUCCUUCUCCUGGUCGACCCUCUGAUGUUGUUUGUUUACCCUUCCUCCGUUUAUCUUUUUGUGCUUUAAAAAGAAUAAUGUCUCUCAAGCCUGCCCUUUAUAGCAGGUCACUGACUUAUAAAACCAAGAGUAUGUUAGUCUCUGCAGAGUAAAAAGUAUUUAUGAUCAUUCCAGUUUCCAGCAAGAGACGACAAAAACAGUGCCAAGAUCAGUUUGUAAAUAAAAUCAGAUCCCAUCCGUUCAUAUUUUUUGUUUGUUUUGUUUUUAUGGACAAAUACAUUAAAACAUGCAUGAUUUUGUUACUUUGGGAUACUAAUAUAUUAUUUUCUUUGGGAUUAUGUUUCACUUUUCCUAGGUUUUAAAUAAUAUAUUCCCUACAUAUAUAUAUAUAUAUAUAUAUGUAAAGUUUAUGUAUAUAUAUAUAUAUAUAUACACACAUAUAUAUAUACAUAUAUACAUAUAUAUAUAUAUAUAUAUUUGGA